Messenger RNA from Pseudomassariella vexata, 2349 nucleotides. RefSeq lists its product as uncharacterized. Lineage: Eukaryota; Fungi; Ascomycota; Sordariomycetes; Amphisphaeriales; Pseudomassariaceae. The record is from RefSeq and is a predicted model, not a curated record. The coding region runs from base 244 to 2019 and encodes 591 amino acids. The transcript is spliced from 3 exons. Gene Ontology annotation, molecular function: Hsp90 protein binding.
GACAGAAUCGGACCUUCAAGCUGAAUUCGCCGAUCGAAGCACGUCGAAGCUUUCGGGCGGUGCCUGUCCAAAGAAUAAACGAAGCCUUGCGCCUGUCAGUUUUACUUGCACUUCAUCUUUGAUACUCAUCCUCCCUUUCAUUCUUCUUUGAGACCAGAAGAUCUUUUUACUCGCACCACCAUAUUCUCAAUUUCAAUCGUGUUUGCCAAAGCAUCUUAAUACUGCCCACUCACAUAUUCCAAUAUGGCAUCUGCGGACGAGCUCAAGGCUCUCGGCAACAAGGCCAUUGCCGAGAAGAAAUUCGACGAGGCAAUAGACGCAUUCACCCAAGCCAUCGCAAUCGACGGCUCAAACCACGUCUUCUACAGCAACAGAUCUGCGGCCUACGCUUCCAAGAGAGACUGGGACAAUGCUCUGAAAGACGCAGAGAAGACGACCGAGAUCAAGCCCGACUGGCCGAGAGGAUGGGGUCGCAAGGGCGCCGCCCUCCACGGCAAGGGAGACCUGCUAGGCGCCAACGAUGCGUAUGAGGAGGGUCUCAAGCACGACCCGAACAACGCUGGCCUGAAGAGCUCUCUAGCCUCGGUCCAAAAAGCCAUGGAGCAGGAAUCCGGUGGCAUGGGAGCUGACCCCCUGGGUGGGAUUGGCAAGAUGUUCAGCGACCCGAACCUGCUCCAAAAGCUUAUGACGAACCCCAAGACCAGCGGUUACUUCUCCGAUCCCUCCUUCAUCGCCAAGGUUCAGCAACUCCAGAAGAACCCCUCUAAUGCCCAAGAUUUGUUCAGUGAUCCGCGCAUGAUUCAGGUUCUGGGUGUUGCCAUGGGAGUCGAUAUGGACAUGAGGAGCCCCGCGGAUAUGCCAGGUGGCGGCGCAUCUUCCUCUGGCGCUAAGGAAGCUGAGGAAGACAUCGAAAUGCCCGACCUGGUCCCCAAUGCGCCCACGCCUGCUCCUAAGGCCGCCCCUAAGAAAGAUCCCACGCCUGAGCCAGAGUCAGAAAACGAAGAGCAAGUUGCGAAGAAGAAGGCUAAGGAGGAUGCCGAUAAGGAGAAGGCUUUGGGCACGGAGAGUUACAAGAAGCGCAAUUUUGACGAGGCCAUCAAGCACUACAGCGCAGCCUGGGAUCUCCACAAGGACAUCACUUAUCUCAACAACCUGGGCGCGGCUCACUUCGAGAAGGGUGACUACCAAGCAUGCAUCGACACCUGUACCAAGGCCAUUGAGGAAGGUCGCAUGAUCUACGCCGACUUCAAGAUGAUUGCCAAGUCAUACGCGCGUAUCGGCAGUGCAUACGAAAAGAUGGGCAACCUCGACGCCGCGGUCGAGAACUACAAGAAGUCAUUGACAGAGCACCGCACACCAGAAGUGAACACGAAGCUGCGCGCCGCCGAGCGCAACAAAAUCGAAAGCGCCAGGAAGGCGUACAUCGACCCAGUUAAGGCUGAGGAAGCGCGCGAGGAGGGCAACAAGAAGUUCAAGGAGCAGGAUUUCCCUGGUGCCGUUGCAGCGUACAGCGAAAUGGUGAAGCGCGCACCCGAAGACCCUCGCGGAUACAGCAACCGUGCCGCGGCCUUUGUCAAGCUGUUCGAGUUUCCCAGUGCGCUGGAAGACUGUGACAUGGCCAUUAAGAAAGACUCCAAGUUCAUCCGAGCUUACAUCCGCAAGGCACAGGUUUACUUCGGCAUGCGCGAGUACUCCAAGUGCCUGGACGCAUGCAAUGAGGCGUCCGUUAUCGACGUCGAGCACCACAAUGGUCAGAACGCCAGAGAGAUCGAUCAGCAGCAACAGAAGGCAGUGCAGGCGAUGUAUUCGGCUAGAGAGAAUGAGACGGAGGAGCAGACAAGGGAACGUCUGCAGAAGGACCCCGAGAUCAUGGCCAUCAUGCAAGAUCCCGUCAUGCAAUCCAUCCUGCAGCAAGCUCAAUCCGAGCCUGCCGCUCUUCAGGAGCACAUGAAGAACCCUGCCGUGCGAUCUAAUAUCCAAAAGCUGGUCGGUGCUGGUGUCAUCCGUAUGGGUCGAUAGGUGACGGUGCAGAACUAUUUCGGAUCAAGGCUGGAACGACAUCAUAGGUCAUGACAUUGAUAAUCUCAGUGCUUGAGCAUUGCGAGGGAAGGGCCGGGGAGGUAAUUCGAGCUGUACUCUAAUUUGGACUUGAUGAGGCGUUAUAAAAUCGCAUAAGUGGAGUAAAUUGAUGAUUUAUGACUUCUCUACCAAGUUUCACAAACUAACCAUCCCUACUGGUCAUGUAAAGCUUUUGCAUGUGCGAAGCGCCUCCAAUAAGUUAAAUGUAUUAUAUUGGUGUGUGAGGUGCUGCAGAUAAACGAUGCAAGAAUUGUCCCCAGAAAUUCCCAA